Brassica oleracea var. oleracea is the source of this 470-nucleotide messenger RNA. RefSeq names its product auxin-responsive protein SAUR21-like. Gene Ontology annotation, biological process: response to auxin. NCBI's taxonomy places the organism in Eukaryota, Viridiplantae, Streptophyta, Magnoliopsida, Brassicales, Brassicaceae. The coding region runs from base 80 to 373 and encodes 97 amino acids. The record is from RefSeq and is a predicted model, not a curated record. The transcript has a single exon.
UCUAUCAUCAACCAACAAUAAGCAAUCCAAUAACCUUAUAUUUUCACACAUCUCUUCAAAAGAAUUCAAACUUUCAGAAAUGGCUUUGGUGAGAAGUUUAUUGGGUGCAAAGAAGAUUCUUGGCCGCUCUGUAACAUCAACAGCUUCUACAAGCAAAAGAGCAACCAUGGCGGCACCACCUAAAGGGUUUCUUGCGGUGUACGUAGGAGAGAGCCAGAAGAAGAGAUAUGUGGUGCCAAUCUCAUACUUGAGCCAACCUUCGUUUCAAGCUCUUCUCAGUAAAGCCGAAGAAGAGUUUGGGUUCGAUCAUCCAAUGGGUGGCUUAACGAUCCCUUGUCCUGAAGAUACUUUUAAGCUAACUCCUACUGAUUAGCACUAGAGUUAGAUUUAUUCAUUGUAUAUAGAUGAUUCUUUACUCUUUCUUCUCGAAUGAGUUUUCUGGAAAGGUUAUAAAAUGAAUUCAGUUUUCA